CAGCCACCUUCGAUCCCAGCAUUUUCCAGAAUACUUACAUCAGUCAGUGCUCAUGAUGGCCAUCAUAUCUUCUGUAAAAUCCUUCUCUUUAAAGCUCAGUCGGAGACCUAGGAAUUCAACUAGACAGGAUCCAACCAACGGCUUAUCACCGCUCAAGCCUGUAGUGUUACCUAGAGUGAAUCCCGAUCAUCAAGCCGCUCUCUCAGAGCAAGGAUGGACAGCAGUUGGGCUAGAUAAAAAACCAACAGAUGCUCUACAUAGCAGCUAUCAAGAACUUUUCCGAGCAAGCCAGGAUUUCUUCGAUCUGCCAGAUGAGUACAAACAGACUUUUAAAACUCAGCAUGGAAGUGAAGAAGGUUGGAGUCGUGUGGAAGGAGAGAAAGAAUUCAUUACGCUUCGGACAAUCCAAAAUACCCCUGAUGUGCUGAAAGAAGCCGUUUCAAAAUACUGGGAAGAGGCUGGUGCCCUUCUGAAUGAGACUCUGGGAAGGGUAGCGGAGAGUUUGGAUUUACCGGCUGAGGCUUUGACAGUUUACUCUGAGCCCUGCGCGAAGCUUGGAGAACAAGAAACGGCAACAAUGCUGCGUCUUUUCAGGUACGAAGGAUUCGAAGGAAUGCAGAGUAAGGUCGUGGCAGAACCUCACGCGGAUCUUGGUCUUUUGAGCUUUGUCAUCGGUGAUAAACCUGGCCUAGAAGUCAUGGACAAGCGAGUAAAUUUCUGGUUUCCAAUUGAGCAGAGUUAUGAGUCGCCAAAAGGAAGCCUUCUUGUUGGUCGUCAGCUCGAGCGGUUGUCGAAUGCUCGAUACUGUGCUGGUGGUCAUCGAGUAAAGUCAUACCCGAAUUCUAUCCCAAACUCCAAAGCGUCUUCGGACCCCGGCAACAAUUGGAGGCAUUCGAUCGUCUUUGUUAUGCGAGCUCAUCUACCGGUACCAAUAAAUACUGACGACCUGACGACUGAGAUCACUGGACCGUUUUUGAAGCCUCUAAAGGGUGUCACAGCUCAAGAAUUCUUUGAUGAAAUCCAUUCGGCUCACUUCAAUAUCAACACCGGUUUGGAAGAGAGAGAACAUCAGAGAAUGAGAUUAGCUGAGCAGGAGAAAUAUUCUGCAACUGGGAAGUGAGUGAAGGCUGGUGUUGAAGGCAAUAAGAGUUGAAUGUCGGAUGAUAAGCCACAAUAAUCUAUUGUAGAUAGAUCCUUGUUUCUCGACCGAGAAUAUUGGCAUUGAUUCUAGAAGCUGCUGAAUGUGAGGUUGAUCGCUUGGGCUUUGAAGGCAGGGAGACAAUCUUUGUUGUUUGCUGAUGUGUAUUUCGCUGGAAAGGCUUUGUAAUGUUCGUAUAUUUGAGGGCAUUUGCAAGCUGUAUUAGCAAACAACCAUUGACGCUGUGUCAAGGCUAUUUGUGCCAUGAAAUCGAGACAAAAUCGACAAACA
This is a messenger RNA of Cadophora gregata, 1429 nucleotides long. RefSeq lists its product as uncharacterized. The record is from RefSeq and is a predicted model, not a curated record. Gene Ontology annotation, molecular function: dioxygenase activity. NCBI's taxonomy places the organism in Eukaryota, Fungi, Ascomycota, Leotiomycetes, Helotiales, Ploettnerulaceae. Bases 53 to 1120 code for a protein of 355 amino acids. The transcript is spliced from 2 exons.